Messenger RNA from Cornus florida, 2090 nucleotides. RefSeq names its product vacuolar protein 8. NCBI's taxonomy places the organism in Eukaryota, Viridiplantae, Streptophyta, Magnoliopsida, Cornales, Cornaceae. Gene Ontology annotation, molecular function: protein binding. The transcript has a single exon. The coding region runs from base 16 to 1902 and encodes 628 amino acids. The record is from RefSeq and is a predicted model, not a curated record.
AGAGGUAUAAAACACAUGAGCCUCUCUGUUCAUGAUAAGAUCAUCAAUCACCUUCCAUCCCCUCAUCCUCAAAACUCCACCACUGGCCGGAAUCUUGACACCAACUUCGCCAACGAUCUGACCCACCUCCGCCCGGAAAAUGGGUUUUCUUUGAAAAUGAAGAUGGGUGAAGAGAAAGGCUUCCAAGAAUCAAAAGGCGGCCAAAACUCGCCGGAAUCGUCCGCCGGAAAACCCAGUAUUCAGCGAGCAAUCGAGCUUAUAUCCUCUCUAAUCUCACUCUCACAUUCAAUCAAAGUCUUCUCAGUGAAAUGGCAAUCCAUACGUAUCAAGCUGGAAGAGCUUCUCUCCGGCCUCACAGCCGUCCAAAACUGCGACUCCGGCGACAACCCAUCACUCUCCGGCACAGUUCAGAGAAUCAUUGACACGCUGACCAGUUGUUACGAUCUUGCGCGACGAUGCGUCGACCUUUCCUUCAGUGGGAAGCUGUUAAUGCAAAGCGAUCUCGACAUUCUCUCUGCGAAAUUCGACUCACACACAAAGUCUCUCUCUGAAAUUUACACUGCUGGUUUGCUUUCACACAACUACGCCAUCGUCGUUUCGAGGCCCAGUCUCGGAGCGUCUCGCGACGACAUGAAGUUCUAUGUCAGGGACUUGUUGUCGAGGAUGAGAAUUGGUGGCACAGAAAUGAAGAAACAAGCUUUGAUUGCUUUCAAUGAAGUCAUCGAUGAGGAUGAGAAGUAUGUGAAAGUUGCUGUUGAAAUUGGUAGUCUGAUUAGUCUCUUGGUGAAAUUUCUCGAUUCACAAGAAACCCAGAUUCAAUCAGAGUCUGCGAGGGCUGUUUCGAUCAUUGCAGGGUUUGAUUCAUACAGGAAUGUGUUGAUUGGGGCAGGGGUUAUUGCGCCAUUGAUUAGGGUUUUAGAGAGUGGGGAUGAGUUUGGCAAAGAAUGGUCCGCCAGGUGUUUGCAGAAAUUAACAGAGAAUUCUGAUAAUGCGUGGUCGAUUUCGGCUCAUGGUGGAGUGACAGCACUGUUGAAGAUAUGUAGUGAUUGUGAUUUUGGUGUUGAAUUGGUUGGUUUGGCUUGUGGGGUGUUGAAGAAUCUUGUCGGGGUUGAAGAAAUCAAGAGGUUUAUGGUUGAGGACGGCGCGAUUUCGGUGUUCAUUAAGCUUGUGAGGUCAAAAGAUGAACUUUCACAGAUAAGUUCAAUGGAUUUUCUUCAAAGUAUGGCCUGCGGGGAUGAAUUCACGCGGCAAAUGAUUGUUAGAGAAGGGGGAGUUCGCGUUCUGGUUCGCGUUUUGGAUCCCAUAUCAACAUUCUCAUUGAAAGCUCGAGAGAUGGCCUUGAGAGCAAUUGUGAAUUUGUGCUUUUCAUGUCCAAGCACUUUGAACAUUUUGAUGAAUUAUGGGUUUUUGGAUCAUAUAGCGUACUUUCUUCGCAAUGGUGAGGUUUCGAUUCAAGAAUUGGCACUGAAGGUGUCCGUUAGGCUAUGUGGAACAUCAAUUGAGGCCAAGAAAGAAAUGGGAGAUGCAGGGUUUAUGCCAGAGCUUGUCAAAUUGCUCGAAGCAAAGUCAUUCGAAGUCCGGGAAAUGGCAGCCGAGGCACUCUCCAGCAUGAUAUUACUCCCCAAAAACCGAAAACGAUUCGUGCACAGUGAUCAAAAUGUUGGGUUGCUUCUACAAAUGCUCAAUCCAGAAGAGGGAAAUUCCAGCGGCAAGAAGUUCUUGUUGUCUGCUUUGAUGUCAUUGUCUAGUAGCAACAGUGGAAGGAAGAAAAUUGUGAGUUCAGGGUAUGUCAAGAACAUAGAAAAGCUUGCAGAGGCUCAAGUUUCGGAUGCCAAAAAGAUUGUCAGGAAGUUAUCAUCAAGCAGAUUGCGCAGUUUGUUCAGUGGAAUCUGGUUUUCUUGAAUGUAAUCUUCUUGUAUCUUCACCUACUGUAUAUCUUCACAAGUGUCUUCAUUUUUUUUUUUUUUUCCCCAAUUUCAUAACAUGUUUAUCAAAAUCUCAAAUUGCGUUAGAACACAUCUUUGUUUAGAUUGUAAGUGUUACUAGACAGAUGCAAAUAAGAAAGGUCUUGUGAUAAGAUUUUGUAAUUA